Molecule: messenger RNA, 576 nt
Organism: Dibothriocephalus latus
Lineage: Eukaryota; Metazoa; Platyhelminthes; Cestoda; Diphyllobothriidea; Diphyllobothriidae
Source: the annotation of a GenBank genome assembly
AUGAAUGGUGCGGUGCGAGGCUCCGAUGCUCAGGCAGCCCUUCUACAAGCCUCUUUCUUACAGUCGACUUCCGAUGACAUUGAGGAAAUCAAACGUAUGCUAAAGGAGAUGCAGUCUAAACUCCAGGAGAUGGACGUUCCUGCUCACGGCACCUCGCCCCCAACUCAUGAUCUAUGUUGUGCUUCCGAGCGUAAAAGCCUGAGAACGCGACAACUUAAUUUGUCCGCUUUCGCCGUCAGCUCGAUUGUCUGCCUUCAAGGCAUCGUGGCAGCCUGUCUUACUGCUGUCCUGUGGAAGCGAGGUGCCAUGGACCAUCCUAGUCUUCCACACAAGCCUUACGAACUGGCUGUCACCUUCCUCAUCAUUGAGACACUGCUUGCUAUCCUGGCCUUUUGUGGAUGCUGGAGUGUACGGAAGAAGAGUCCUAUCAUGAUGACUUUGACGGCCGCUGCCAACUCCAUCCUCAUUCUCAUACAGUUUGGCACCCUUGGAUGGACCUUUUCCCGAACACCAAAGGCAAGUCACUCCUCGUUGUACGUGUAUGUCUGCAAUAGAAGUAACGGGCGGAAGAUAUGA